Molecule: messenger RNA, 2325 nt
Organism: Eutrema salsugineum
Lineage: Eukaryota; Viridiplantae; Streptophyta; Magnoliopsida; Brassicales; Brassicaceae
Product: hydroxyproline O-galactosyltransferase GALT3
Exons: 8
Coding region: 199-2058 (619 amino acids)
Cellular component (GO): Golgi membrane
Molecular function (GO): carbohydrate binding; galactosyltransferase activity
Source: RefSeq, a predicted model, not a curated record
AAAUUAAUUCCUGUGAUACAAUAACAUUAUUAACACAUUUGAUAUUAUGUCACUGCCUGUCAAAUUAACAUCAAUUUAUAUUAUCAUAUGCGUUUUACUUCUCAUCGGUUGCCGUUUUGCUAUCCGAUCUCUCCAUUUCAGUGUUCAUCAUCCUGAAAGAGCCAUUGAUUUCAAAAACAUCUUACAGGCGGUAAUGUGAUGUCAAUGGUGAAAUUCAAAUCUGGUUUCACUUCAGCCAGAAUGAAGAGUGGGUCGGCGGGAAUCUGCAUCAUGGUUCUUACUCUGAUAUUUAUCAUCCGUUUUGAGAAACCUGUUCACAAACUUCCGUCGAAUCACACUGUGGAUGAUUCUAGUAUUAGUUUAGAAGGAGAGAGUAUCCAUGAACCAGCAAAGAAACCACAUUUUAUGAAUUUGGAAGAUCUUGAUUACCUCUUUUCAAACAAGAGCAUUUCAGGAGAAGGAGAUACCAACGGAUUGCUUGUGUGGUCUCAUAUGCGUCCGUUUCUCGAGAGACCAGAUGCUUUGCCAGAAACUGCUCAGGGGAUCAAAGAAGCUACAUUGGCAAUGAAAGAUUUGGUUUUUCUGAUCAAUAAAGAGAAAGGAGCCUCUUCUUCUGCUAUGGUCUCUAAGGAUAUUAGAAAAAACUGUCCACAUUUUGUCACUGCAAUUGAUGGGGACUUGUCUGGUUCAAGGCCUGUACUUGAGCUUCCUUGUGGAUUAAUUGAAGAUUCUUCAAUAACUGUCGUUGGUAUUCCUGAUGAACAUUCGAGAAGCUUCCAGAUUCAGCUCGUUGGCUCAGGACUAUCAGGAGAAUCCCGUCGUCCAAUCAUCUUGCGUUACAAUGUAAACUUUUCUAAGCCAUCCAUAGUGCAAAAUACAUGGACAGAAAAGCUGGGGUGGGGAAACGAAGUUAGAUGCCGAUCUCGUGGAUCAGUUAGGAAUCAGAUAGUUGAUGAACUUCCUCUCUGCAACGAACAGACCGGUAGAAUCACUUUGGAAGAGAGUCCCAACGAAGAUACAACUAUAGAGUUUGCUCUUUUAAAUGCUGAUUUUCCAUUUCUUAAAGGGAAUCCAUUCACUGCCACACUGUGGGCUGGCUUAGAAGGUUUUCAUAUGACGGUUAAUGGUCGUCAUGAGACUUCAUUUGCUUACAAGGAGAAGCUCGAGCCGUGGUUAGUCAGUGCUGUCAGAGUCACAGGUGGUCUGAAACUGUUAUCUGCCUUAGCCACAAGGCUGCCCGUUCCCGAUGACCAUGCUUCUUUAGCCAUAGAAGAGAAACUUAAAGCUCCAUCUCUUUCCAGAACAAGAAUAGCAUUGUUGGUGGGUGUUUUCUCCACUGGAAAUAAUUUUAAGCGACGUAUGGCAUUGAGAAGAUCUUGGAUGCAAUAUGAGGCAGUAAGAUCUGGAAAAGUCGCUGUUCGAUUUCUCAUUGGCCUGCACACCAAUGAAAAAGUCAAUUUAGAGAUGUGGAGAGAAGCUGAGGCAUAUGGAGACAUUCAGUUUAUGCCAUUUGUUGACUACUAUGGUCUACUUAGCUUGAAAACAGUUGCACUUUGCAUUCUCGGGACCAAAGUCAUCCCAGCAAAAUACAUAAUGAAGACGGAUGAUGAUACUUUUGUUCGGAUUGAUGAACUGCUAUCGAGUCUACAAGAAAAACCGUCUAGUGCCCUGUUGUACGGUCUGAUAUCAUUUGGUUCGUUGCCAGACCGUGAACAAGGCAGCAAAUGGUUCAUCCGUAAAGAGGAAUGGCCUCUAGAUUCGUAUCCUCCAUGGGCACAUGGCCCUGGCUACAUCAUCUCUCAUGAUAUCGCGAAAUUUGUGGUUAAGGGUCACCGUCAGAGAGAUCUUAGACUUUUCAAACUGGAAGAUGUGGCGAUGGGCAUAUGGAUUCAACAAUACAACCAGAGUGUAAAAAGUGUUAAGUACAUCAAUGACAAAAGAUUCCAUAACAGUGGCUGUAAAUCAAAUUACAUUCUUGUUCAUUACCAAACUCCUCGGCUGGUAUUGUGUCUGUGGGAGAAGCUGCAAAAGGAGAGCCAAUCUAUUUGCUGCGAAUAGGAUCUCUCAAUCUUGUUGCAAAGAUUGAGACUUUGUUGAAACGUUCUACAGGGAAUCUUGAAAUCUUGUUGCUGAGGAUCAAAUGUUAUGUAAUUAUUGAUGUUGUGUAUAACAUGAUGCAUGUUUAUGUGUCCUUUUAAAAAAAACAUACAGUAUUGUAUAGAUUAUGGAUGUUCAUUUAAUUUACUAUCCCAAUAAAAACCAAGCCCAAUACUGUAUGGUUUAGCAUGGUUGUUUGUAUUUAUUUAUGACUCUUUCGAUUUUGUA